Messenger RNA from Lycium barbarum (goji berry), 2188 nucleotides. Its product is annotated as alpha-1,3-arabinosyltransferase XAT2-like. NCBI's taxonomy places the organism in Eukaryota, Viridiplantae, Streptophyta, Magnoliopsida, Solanales, Solanaceae. Gene Ontology annotation, molecular function: glycosyltransferase activity. The transcript is spliced from 3 exons. The coding region runs from base 696 to 2087 and encodes 463 amino acids. The record is from RefSeq and is a predicted model, not a curated record.
AUCUAAGAAGAAAGCAGGGAAUUUAUAUUAAAAGGUACUAUCUUUUUUGUAAUCAUAUGCUCAAUUGACGAGGGCAGGUGAUUAUUUAGAUUGUAGAUUACGUUUGCUUCUUUUAUUUCCCUUUUCAUCAUAUAAUAAUUGAUUAUUGCUUGGUUUUUAGUAAUACAUUAAACUUAUCAUAGGUUUACAGGUAAGACAUUAUAAAUAAUAGUAUGCAUUAGUACUAGUGCUUACUAGAAGUGCACGUUUUAGCUAUUAUAAGUGGAAGAAAGGUGACAUAUGUCAGCCAAAUUGGUUGCCAUUUUCACUCUAAUGGUAAAGUACUAUAGUUAAUUUACUUAUUUUAAUUGUAGUUGCUGUUGACCCUUUAAAAAUUUCCAACUGAUUUUACAACAACUUUAAUUAGUUGAAAAGUUCAUUUCUAUGCUGAAAAUCAUGACACGAGAGAGAUACUCAGUGAAACACACACUUACCUAAAUAUUAUAAAAAAAAAAUUACCCAUACGAUUGCCUUACCUGUAACCAACAGCGUCUUUUUCCAAUUCAAGCAAACAAUCAUUAUUCACUCACUGAGCAAGCUAGUUCAAGUAGUGGAUGUGAGAAGUGACGUAUAAAUAAUAGCACCUUCUCUUUAAUUUCGAGCCAAAUUAAGAAGAGAUUAGUAUCAGCUUUCUGUCACAAGAGGCAAAACAAAAAAUGCAUAAUCCCAUAUUGGCAAAGAGCUUUAGUCGCUAUGAACAAAAAACAUUUGGAUGGUUUGUUGUAAUGUUGGUUGUUGUGUUUAGCAGUUGCAUGGUUUUCAAGAAUCAUUUGCAUCCUCUAUCAAUUGAUGGUGAUGCCGUGAAUUUACAAUUAUCAAUAAAUGCUGCUGAAUACAUGCCUGUGAUCAAGGACACAACCCUUCUCAAGAAAGGAACUGAGAAAAAGGAUGCAGGGCUAACGUGUAAUGUGUUAGAACCAUUGUCUGAUUACUGUGAGACCAAAGGGGACAUAAGGGUCCAAGGAAAUUCCUCAACAAUUUUUGUUAUGUCUCAUGAUCUCAACAUCUCUACUGGGAACAAUUCAUGGACCAUACAACCUUAUCCAAGAAAAGGAUCAGGGGCAAUGUCACAUGUUAAAUCUUGGACAGUAAAAUUAGUACAAGACGGCGAAAGAAUCCCCAGAUGCAGUGUGGAUCAUGGCCAUCCAGCAGUUCUAUUUUCACUUGGAGGAUAUUCAGGAAACCAUUUUCAUGCCUUCUCAGAUUUACUCGUUCCAAUCUUUUCAAAUUCACGGUGUUUUAAUUCGGAGGUGCACUUUCUUGCCACAGAUUAUAAGCCUUGGUGGAUAGGUAAGUACAGAACAUUGCUCAACAAGAUGUCUAAGCACAAAAUUAUUGACAUUGACAACGAAAACGAGGUACAUUGCUUUCCUAGUGUGAAGACAGGCCUUAAAUCUCACAAAGAAUUUGGAAUUGAUUCCUCAAAGUUCCCAAAUGGGGUGUCAAUGCGCGAUUUCAGACAGUUCUUGAGGAGCUCGUUUUCUCUAAACAGAGUUGAGGCCAUCAAGAUGAAGGGUCAUAUUGUUAUGAGGCCACUUUUGCUGAUUAUGUCAAGGAAAAAAUCGCGAAUUUUGUUAAACGAGGGCGAUGUUAGUAAAAUGGCUGAAGAUUUAGGAUACGAGGUUGUCCUGGCUGAGGAUAAUCAUAGUACGAAUUUGUCAAAGUUCGCGCAAAUUGUUAAUUCUUGUGAUGUGAUAAUGGGAGUUCAUGGAGCUGGAUUAACCAACAUGGUUUUUCUCCCAGAUAAUGCAGUUCUAAUUCAGCUGGUUCCUUUAGGAGCAACGGAUAAUAUGGCUAAAGGUGAUUUUGGGGACCCUGCCGGAGAAAUGAACAUAAAAUAUUUGGAUUAUAAAAUAGAUGUGAAUGAGAGUUCUCUAGUGGAACAAUAUCCACUUGAUCAUAAAGUUUUAAAAGAUCCAUCAUCAUUUUAUAGGAAAGGAUGGAAAGUUUUUAGAUCAAUUUAUUUGGAUAAACAGAACGUAAAGGUUGAUCUCAAUAGGUUUAGGUCCACUUUGUUAGAAGCAAAAAAGCUUCUAGCCACUUCUUGAUAUUUGCACUACAUAUAUAGUGCACCCGUUCCAUUUUUCGUCCAUUGUGUAAUCGUAUUUUUAUCUACUUGAGUUGAGUGAUUCUAUUUUAAUUUAUAAAC